Molecule: messenger RNA, 1039 nt
Organism: Cynara cardunculus var. scolymus (artichoke)
Lineage: Eukaryota; Viridiplantae; Streptophyta; Magnoliopsida; Asterales; Asteraceae
Product: (+)-neomenthol dehydrogenase
Exons: 5
Coding region: 23-946 (307 amino acids)
Cellular component (GO): membrane
Source: RefSeq, a predicted model, not a curated record
CUUAAGAAGGAACUCAUCAACAAUGUCCAUAGAGGAAGACUCAGAUUUUCUUGCCACCCGAAGGUAUGCAAUUGUUACAGGGUCGAACAAGGGAAUAGGGUUAGAAGUAUGCAGACAAUUGGCUUCCAAAGGGGUUCUAGUUGUGUUAACUGCUAGAGACGAGAAGAAAGGCAAAGAGGCAGUGAAAACUCUUAAAGAUUGCAACUUUUUCCAACAUGAGAAUUUGGUUUUUCAUCAACUUGAUGUAUUGGAUCCAUAUAGUAUCUCUUCUCUUGUUGACUUUGUGAAAACCAAAUAUAGGAAGCUUGACAUAUUGGUGAAUAACGCUGGGGUGUUGGGAUUGAGUGUAAACAUGGAGGCAUUAGAAGCCUCAACAAAUGGCGACGAUUCAAGAUUUAUCAAAUGGGAAGACGUUUCAACACAACCAUACGAUUUAGGAGAAGAAUGCAUUCAAACGAAUUACUAUGGAGCAAAGAGGAUGAUUGAAGCUUUCACGCCUCUUCUUUCUUUGUCCGACUCUCCAAGAAUCGUCAAUGUUUCAUCAAGUUCAGGAAAAUUGAAGUUCGUAAUCAAUGAAUGGGCUCGUAACAUCUUGAGCGAUGCUAAAGCUCUAAGCGAAAAAAGAAUCGGCGAGAUUCUUGAAGUUUUUCUUAGAGAUUUGAAAGAGAAUUCUUUAGAAGCAAAUAAUUGGCCUUCAUUUUUAUCUGCAUACACAUUAUCAAAAGCAGCCAUGAAUGGCUACACAAGACUGAUAGCGAAGAAGAAUCCAAGUUUUAUGAUAAACUGUAUUUGUCCUGGGUAUGUGAAAACAGAUCUAAAUCACUUCUUAGGACACUUGAAUGUUGAAGAGGGUGCACAUAGUGUCGUGAGGCUGGUGUUACUCCCCACAGGUGGGCUAAGGCAUUCUGGUGUUUUCUUUUAUAGAGAGGAAAUAUCUUCUUUUUAAUGAAAGUAGCAGUUCAUAUACUUGGAGUUGCUUGCCAUUUUAUGUAGUUUGUAUAAAAUGUCAAUUCUUGUACAAUUGAAUCUAUUUCUAAAA